UCUCCAUUUUCUUAUUCCCAAAAAUCUAACCAUUCUCUCUCUCAAUACUCAAAGAAAUGAAUUCCUCGGAGCUUCAAAUUUGGAACAAUGCCGCUUUCGACACUGGCGAGUUUGAGAAUACUAGAAAAACAAGUUUCUUCUUGGAUCAAUCAGAUUUCCCCGAUUCUUCUUCAAUCAAAGAAAAUCGGAAUCCCAUUUCCGUCAAAACUCCGGCGAAAGGAAACCCACUUCAACAACCCAUCGGAAAUUCGUUCUUGAUUCCCAAUCCACAAUUUCAAAACCCGGAAGAAAUUCGCGACGAGAAGAAGAUAGAUUCCGAAAUGGAGGAAAUCAAGAAGGAGAUUACCAGAUUAACUUCGAGAUUGGAAGCUCUCCGAUUGGAGAAGGCUGAACUGAGAAUCAAAGCGCUAGAUAAACUAGGACGGAUGGUACCCGCAAAAUUCAAGGAACAGAAACAGACUGUAAAUGUUCGUCCGACAAGAGGGUUUAGUUUGGGACCAUCGGAAAUCGGUGGAGGAUUCCGGCGAGGAGUUAGUAUGGGACCGGCGGAAAUCUAUUCCGCCUCAAAAUCGAAGCAAUUGGGUAAACAAGAAACUGUUUUUACCCCUGUUCACCGUCGGAAAUCAUGUUUCUUGAAGCUGGAUGAUGUUGAUGAAGAUAGAGCAAUGAUUGGUUUAAGUUUCACUGUUGAUUCAAAGCCGCCGAGAAGAACUAUAACAAAGACUCCAACUCAAAGGCAAGCGGCCACAACUGUCGGAUUGAAAAAAGAAGCAUCAAGAACCGUUGGUAUGUCUUCAUCUUCAAUCCAACCAAAGAAGUUGUUUAGUAAAGAAGUAGAUAAAUCUCAACCGAUUAAUAAGAUAAUGCCGGGGAGAAUUGUGGCAAGUCGUUAUAACCAGAGUAGUUCUGUUUCGAAAUCUGCAAUAAGGAAACGGUCAUUUCCUGAGAACGAUGAAGAGACGAUGAUGAAGAAAACAGGGAAUUCAGGUAAGAAGAAAUGGGAGAUUCCAAGUGAGAUUAUGAUACAGGGGAAUAAUGUUUAUGAUGGAAUAUCUCCAAGAGGAAUUCUAAUGCCUAAUAGGAUUAGAACGGUUAGAAGAAUUGAAAGUGAAACUCCAAGGGAUUCAGGUCCGGCAAAGAGAGUGGUGGAUCUUGUCGGAAGAAGGUCUUUCUUUUAUGAUGGAGUGGAGGAUGAUGAUGGUGAUGAAUCUGUUUCCAAGAUGUUGAAUUUUGCAGAAGAAGAAGAAGAUGAUCAGAAGUGAAAUGAAAUAAAUUUUGUUUGUUUUGGAGGUGGGAUAAUUGUGAGAGGACUGUGUUUAUAUAAACCUGAUUUUCUCUUAAUUUCUUUCUAUCAUAAAAUGAUGGUGAUAAUGUAGAAUGAAACAUUUGAUCUUCUAAUUCAACUCCUCUUGAUGAGUAUAGAUUGUUUAGUUGAUUUAA
Molecule: messenger RNA, 1440 nt
Organism: Impatiens glandulifera
Lineage: Eukaryota; Viridiplantae; Streptophyta; Magnoliopsida; Ericales; Balsaminaceae
Exons: 1
Coding region: 57-1262 (401 amino acids)
Source: RefSeq, a predicted model, not a curated record